UUAAUCAUACAUGGAAGUGAUAGAGGUAAUAUUCAGGACUUGCCAAUUCAUUUUUUUCAAAACCUCUUUUGAUAUUUUUAAUUAAUUCUUGGGAUGAGAUAUUGAUGUUCAUCCCAGGCUCCCUCUGUGCUCCAAUCUAACUGAAUGGUUUCCUGAGUGACUUCAGGAACAAUUAAGUAUUGUUCACAUUGGCAUGGAUAGACUGAACUGAGCAAAGCCAGCAGCUUUCUUUUGCAGUAAUUCAGUAAAGCGUUCAUGGCAAUCCAAUAGCUUAUUGGGCUGCUCUUGUUAAAACAACCUUUAUACCAAGAUUUAUUUUUUAAUACACUUAAAUUUUCAAACUGCUAUAAUGCCAUUGAGCUAAUAUUUUAUUGGAUUAUUGUUCUAAGCCUCAUAUAUUCAUGAGAUCCAUGCUCAGUUGUAAUGAUCAUGUUGAAAUUACAAGACAAGAUUACUUAGUAACAUUCUCCUUUAUGAAGCAAAGGUACCUUUCCCACUGUUCUUCUAAAAGGUUCAUGCAGAAUAAAUACUCAUUGAAUACUUGUAUAGCCUCCUGCAUGUUGUGACCUCAUUGUCACAGUCACUCUUUGUUUUGCUCAACCUUACCCUCGAAUGCCCGAGGGCAGUGCUACUUUAUUAUAUGUGGAUGCACUCUUUAGAAAUUAAAGAAAAAUGAUGGAACACCAGAAUAAUUUUCUUCUUAGUAGCCAAAGUAAUGUUUCCAGAUAACAUUGCAAGAAAUGUCCAGAAGAUAGCCUGAAGUGAUAAACCUGUAACAAUCACAUAAGUGCUUUCAAUAGCUCUGGUGAAAGGUUCACAUUGCUUGUUGGCAUCAAAGAUGCUAGGAUUAUUUAUCAUCUGGCAACUCCAGUGAUUGAGCACCCGAUAAUCACCAAACGAUCCUGCAACAUAUGUGACCCUUAUUCAAAUAUUUGUUAAUUGUUUUAAAUAGUUCUGGUGCUCACCAAAACACCCAUUGAAUGUGAUCAAUCCACUAGGGUAGGAGACUGAUUCAGAUUGUUUAUUUUGCCUGUCUGUAAUGGGACCAUUUGGAUGGUGGGACAAAAUAAACAUUCUCAGCUCUUCAAUUUUCUAUUUGUCCAGAUAAUCCAAUCACAGGCAUUGCAAGUAAAAUGUUGAAACAGAGCCAACAUGUGGGGCAUUAUACAUUUAGUACAAGGACAAACCAUGCGACUAACCAUGGGAUUGAAAAUAAAUCAAUACUUUUUUUGAAAAGUUACGUUUCAUUCCUUUACCUGAAAGGAGUGAUAUAAUUAUUUUAUGGAUUUCUGUUAUACAGUAGUUAAAUAUUACAAUGAUCACUAAGAUCAUUUGGCAGGCAGAAACAUUGUGGUCUAGCACGUGAUUCUUCGUCAUUUAACUUACUAAGAGUAGACUUCGGCCUCUGUCAUGAUGUAUAUAACCCAAGUGGUAUGGGAUGUGAAUAAAGACUCAGUAUUACAGCAUUCUCCAUCAGUCUUUUAGCAGCUAGCGUCUGGUGAGCAGAAAAGUCAACGAUUCAAUAACUGUAUUAUCUAUUCUUACAAAUAACAUUCAACAUUUGUUUAAAAUACUUAGGAUGUUGCCUCUCACUUAUUUUGGUGUUCACUUUGCAUCCUAUUUGUCUUCAUAUCAGUGAAAUUUAAUAGCAACAUCGAGUUCAUCCUGGGUUAAAGAGUAUUAUUUGCUUUCUGUUUGUAGUUCCCUCCCCCUCCCCCAGUCGAAUAAUUUCGUCUUGGUCCUGACGUUGGGGGGACAAAAUUGACAUCGCUGAUAUGCGGCUGAACGCCAGACCCGGGUUGGGAGAUGGCCAGACCAUGGCUCCUCGGCCGGAAUUGGACGGCUCCCAGGGCAGUCCUGGAACUAGCGAACUCGAGACUAACGCCAAGCCAGCGGUGAGCGGAACCAAUGAGAAACCGGGCUUGCUUCCCGCUUCGUCGACCAUCGCCCUGGUAGGGAACGAACCGGAGGAUCCCUGGGCAGUGUCCAAACUCGAGGUCGCUGGUGUCAAGUGGUCAGAGCUGAGUGCCGCGCAGAAGGUUGUCCGUGUGCUGACGGCGGUGCUGAAACUGGCGUUACUUCUUGGCUUCCUCUAUGUGUUUGUGUGCUCAUUGGACAUCCUGAGCUCGGCUUUCCAGCUUGUGGGAGGUAAAGCUGCCGGGGAUAUCUUCAAGGAUAACGUGGUCCUGGCAAACCCGGUGGCCGGUCUGGUGAUCGGGAUCUUGGUCACGGUUCUGGUGCAAAGUUCCAGCACCUCCUCCUCCAUCGUGGUCAGCAUGGUGUCCUCUGGCUUGAUGGGGGUGCGAUCCGCCAUCCCCGUGAUCAUGGGAACGAACAUCGGCACCUCAGUCACCAACACCAUCGUGGCUUUGAUGCAAUCCGGAGACCGGACUGAAUUCAGAAGAGCUUUUGCAGGCGCAACUGUGCAUGAUUUCUUUAAUUGGCUCUCAGUUCUUGUCCUCCUACCAAUUGAAGCAGCCUCUGGCUAUUUGUACCAUCUCUCUCGAGUCAUUGUCGAAUCAUUUGAUCUCAAGAGUGGUGAGGAUGCUCCAGAUAUGUUAAAAGUCAUUACUGAUGACUUCACUAAACUUAUUAUACAGCUGGAUAAAUCUGUGAUAAAUGAUAUAGCAAUGGGAGAUCCAGCAGCAGCCAACAAAAGCCUUAUUAAGGAAUGGUGUAAAACAGUAACUCAAAUGGUAGAGAAAAAUGUAACUGUUUCCAGUGAAUACAACUGCACGUCACCUGAAUUUUGCUGGAGUGAUAACAACCACACUUGGACUCUGAAAAAUGUAUCAGAAACAAUAAACCUUGAAAAAUGUCAUCAUCUAUUUGUGAAUACAACCUUAUCAGAUUUAGGGGUUGGUCUAAUCCUUCUUGCAGCCUCUUUGAUUGCCCUGUGUACCUGUUUGAUACUUAUUGUUAAACUUCUGAACUCCAUGUUAAAAGGACAAGUUGCUGCAGUUAUUAAAAAAGUUAUUAAUACUGAUUUCAAAUUUCCAUUUGGUUGGUUAACUGGCUAUAUAGCCCUUGCAGUGGGAGCUGGAAUGACUUUUAUUGUUCAGAGCAGUUCCAUUUUUACUUCAGCUCUUACUCCAUUAGUUGGAAUUGGUGUAAUAACUAUUGAGCGAGUUUAUCCCCUCACACUGGGUUCCAAUAUUGGUACAACUACAACAGCUAUUAUAGCUGCUCUUGCUAGUCCAGGAGAAACCUUAGCUAACUCCCUGCAGAUAGCCUUGUGCCACUUCUUUUUCAAUAUUUCUGGAAUCCUAAUUUGGUACCCUAUACCAUUCAUGCGUAUUCCAAUUCGCCUAGCUAAAGCAUUGGGAACUUGUACUUCCAUGUACAGGUGGUUUGCAGUUGCCUACUUGAUCAUUUGCUUUUUAUUGAUCCCUCUAAUUAUACUUGGGCUCUCAAUGGCUGGUUGGCAGGUACUGGCUGGCGUAGGUAUUCCUAUCUUGAUGAUGAUAAUCAUCAUAAUUGUUAUCAAUCUUAUGCAAACAAAGUGCCCAAGGUUCUUGCCAAAGACACUACAAACCUGGGACUUUCUUCCAAUUUGGAUGCAUUCCCUGAAACCUUGGGACAGAAUAGUACAGCAUGCUACGAUAUGUUGUUCCACUCAGUGCUUUGGAAAGUGUAAGUGUUGCAAGACUGGUGUUAAAAGUAGUGAUAGAGGAGAAAAACAAACACUUGAGGUUUAUGAAAAUCCAGUAAUCCUAGAGAAUGAAAAACAAGAUAUAACAACAUUUCCAGUUAUGGAAAAUGAGACAAAAAAUUUUUCAACAAAUAUAUAGAAACAGAAUAACUGGCAGAAUAGCUAAAAUAUGCCUUCAUGUAGUUGUACAGUAUUUUUUAAAAGAUUAACCUGCAUCAGUUUCAAUCACUUCUGGUAUCCUGAAUGGUUAGUGUUGUUAAUAAAAUGUCUGCCAGAAGUGAUUCCUUCAACAAUUUAUUUUGGGUUGCAUUCGUGAAAUUUAUAUUCAAUUGUUGCCCUCAAGUCUAUUAGAUGAACAUGCAUAACUUGAUAUAUUUUAAAAUGCAAAAUAUUUUUUUAAAUUAGCACUAUGUAGAUCGUUAUUUUGUGCUCUGUAAAAAGUAGUCUUACUGAAGUCAAACUUCAUUUUUUGUGAUGCUUCACUUUUUAUGAUAUUUAGUGGGGACUCAUAGUUGCAUAUUGCCAAAAGAUGACAAUAACAUGAAAAUAAAUAGUGCAUUGCAGGGAAUUACAUUUUUAUGUAAGAAAAUAGCUUUUGGACUUUAUGAUGUGUGUGCCUGCAAUAAAAAGAAAACUGAACUGUGAAAGGGGAGCGGUGGAGAGCAAACAGGUGAAUAGAAAAGCUUCAAUACUUUUUGGACUAAUUGGCAGAAAGGAUGUAAUAAACUGUGAACCUUUGUGGAUAGUUCUUUCACAUAUGGAAGAUGAUUCAUAGUACAAUGCGGCCAAACCAGUGUCAAUUUUGUAUAGAACACUGGGUAAGAACAUUAAGCCACCAGUGACAAAUUCAGGAUUUUAUAUAUAAAUUACCCAAGGUCAAGUUCCAACAAUGUUUGAGGAUGCAUCAAGCAUCUGUUGGAUUGUGCUAAAAUAAUAAUCCUGACUUGCAGACUUCACAAUGUGUUGUUCCAUUCACUUGCAAGCAUUCCACAAGUAGAAUUACUAUGAUGUGCCUUUCUGAAAUAAUUCCAUUACUAUUCUGGUCAGUGCUUGAGCCUUUGAGAUUUGCAAAUGCUAAUGAUUAUUGAGGGAUUGAACAUGUACUUCACAUUUGUUUAGAUAAUAUUUUAUGGAGCGAUGUUUCUGAAGUUUUAUUAUAAACUUACAUAAGAUCUUGUAGCUUUUAUAUCAAAACAACAGUUUCUUGAAUACAGUUUCAGGUUUAUAGUCUGAAACUUUAUCUGACUCAGAACCCUCUUGUUACCACUCUAUGAGUUACAACAGCUGUGCAAUGACCUAUUACGACAGAGAUGUAAACAGUGGGAUGACUUCUGUCCAAUAGGACAUUGGACCAUACAAAAUAGCCACACAAAAAUAAUCUUGCAAAGCUCUGGGAGUGAUUGAUUAAGAAAGCACAAUGGGAUAAAAAAAGCUCUUUAAAUUUUAAAUUUGUCAGGAAUUGUAAAAGACACGAUAUAAAAACCCACUCCAUAUAUACUAAAUGUACAUUUAUGUUUUUUUAUUGUGUAUAAUUUAUGUAUUGAAUGAAUAACUGCCUAAAUAUGUACUGUCAGUGUGA
Molecule: messenger RNA, 5231 nt
Organism: Chiloscyllium plagiosum (whitespotted bambooshark)
Lineage: Eukaryota; Metazoa; Chordata; Chondrichthyes; Orectolobiformes; Hemiscylliidae
Source: RefSeq, a predicted model, not a curated record